Molecule: messenger RNA, 885 nt
Organism: Aspergillus wentii DTO 134E9
Lineage: Eukaryota; Fungi; Ascomycota; Eurotiomycetes; Eurotiales; Aspergillaceae
Product: putative HLH DNA binding protein (Penr2)
Exons: 2
Coding region: 1-885 (294 amino acids)
Cellular component (GO): nucleus
Molecular function (GO): DNA-binding transcription factor activity; protein dimerization activity
Source: RefSeq, a predicted model, not a curated record
AUGUCUGAUCCAUCAUUGGGUGCCCCUGAUGGCAACAUCACAAACAAGCGAAAGCGCGAUAGUUCCGACAGUACUGGACCUGACCCCCAGCGAUUGAACCGCUCUUCAAAUGGAAGUAACGGCAGCAUACCCGGCCCAGACACACAGAACUUCACACACAACUCACUUGGCUCAUACGAACAUGGCCUCCCCAGUACAACGUCAGAGUUGAAUAUUGACCAGCAAAUCCUUCAACAUGUUGGCCCCCAAAACGGCCUAUCGGAUGAAAACGCUCUCACUGCGAAAGCCGCAUUGGCUGCGCACACACCCCAGAACAAAUACCCCCCGCCACCGGAGUCAGCUUUUGAUGCCAACAAUCUCACCCACGGCCUAACGUUUGGGGAUGAAAUGGGCCAAGCUAUUGGUGGAACACAUGGUCAUAACUCAACUGCUGCUGCUGUCUACGCUGCUCGCGAGGCUCAGAGCAUGAACCAGAAGCCUUCAGUGGGCUCGCCUGAAUGGCAUCAGAUUCGAAAGAACAACCACAAAGAAGUGGAACGUCGACGUCGCGAAGCGAUCAACGAAGGUAUCAAUCAGAUUGCUCGUCUGGUCCCUAAUUGUGAUAAGAACAAGGGUGCCAUUUUGCAGCGUGCGAUCGAGUACAUCUGUCAAUUGCAAGAUGAAAAGAAAGCUAUCAGUGAGCGGUGGGAUCAGAGCAACAUGACAACGAACCAUGCUAUUACUGAAGUCAGCAACCAAAACUCGAAAUUGAAAGCGGAGGUCAACCGUCGUGGAGACAUUGCAGUGAAGUGGCUGCAACGGUGUCGCGACGCUGGUCUUGAGUUUGACGACUACGAAGAAUCCAAGGAACUCGGGCCGUGCGAUGUGGACCAGAGUCAGAUUUGA